Messenger RNA from Ostrinia furnacalis (Asian corn borer), 8418 nucleotides. Its product is annotated as bromodomain adjacent to zinc finger domain protein 2B. The record is from RefSeq and is a predicted model, not a curated record. Gene Ontology annotation, molecular function: protein binding. The coding region runs from base 111 to 5888 and encodes 1925 amino acids. Gene Ontology annotation, cellular component: chromatin. The transcript has 34 exons. Lineage: Eukaryota; Metazoa; Arthropoda; Insecta; Lepidoptera; Crambidae.
UAUAAGGCUGGAGGGUGACGGUGAUCAAGGGCCUGUCGCGCUCCUGCAGCAUCAAGGGCGACGUGAGCUACUCGCCGCCCGAGCCGCACGCCGCCGCCGCCAUCAAGAGCAUGCACGAGCUGCAGGCGUUCUUAGAGUCAAACCCGUGCCCCGCGCUGUCGGCCGACUGCUUCAGCUUCAGCGCGCGCACAGUGUUGGGAGAAUACGUGCAACCAGCAGCCGAGCUUGCUGAGCCGCUGGUGUUUAACGAGCAGGAGAUCACUAAGAGGCUGGAAGAAGCGCGGGCCCUCGCAGCAUUAGCGGGCCCUCGACCAACUCCUCCACCAGUGGACCGCCGCAUCGAGUUAGCGCGGCGCCAACAAGCCGCCAGGGACGCGCGCCGCGACGCCAGUCUCCGUUCGCGCGACCAGGCUCGUCUAGUCAGAGAGUUAGAGAGAAACGAAAAGGCAGAGAUGGCGAAACGGGAGAAGGAAGCACGGAGUCAACAGUUACUCGAGCAUAUCAACAAGAACCGAACGCAGCUCACCAUCGAGCCUCUGCCGUCGAUACCGAAAUCUGGUACCGAUAGUGAUUGGAAAUUACCAGAUAUAGUCAUGGGCCCUGCGACUAAGACGCCGAAAGAGCGGAUAAUGCCGCCUAUAUCUUUGUCGUUGAUACCGGUACCAGGGCCGAAAGAUAACCAAAAUUCGCCCAUAAAAACCAUAAAUUUUGACCAGAAUUAUAAAGAAGAGGAAUACAACGCUCUAGACAAAAUGAAGGACUUCGCUGAGAAAGCCGCUUUCGAUCUACCAAAGCGGCCAAAAGACAAUAAAUACUUCGACUUCUCGCUCAUGAAAGCGAAUGAAAAGCGACCCAAAGUCCCCGACAAAGAGAACAAUUUAGAAAAGCUUAUAGAAUCCUACUCCAGGAUAUCCGAAUUCAUAAACGGCUGUGAUUGGUCAAAAUUACCGGCUGACAAAAAGACUGAAGAUGCAAAGAUUUUAGAAAAGAAGUAUUUAGACGCCAAAAACGAGUUCAUGACACAAAACCUUAUGCUUUUACCUAAAGACAGUCAAAAGUCUGUACUGAAAGAGGUCAUUGACUUGAGCGAGGAGGACGACAAUAUACUGACUGAUAUCAUAGCCAAAAAGAUUAGUAAAGGGACCUUUAAUAUCGGGAAAGACGGAGCCCUAUCGAUCUCGGUCCAUCCGUUUGCCAGUAAGGACACGUACGGACCGGCUAAGCGAAAAAAGCAGGAAGAAAUCGAGAAGCAGAAGAUUGAGGAGCAAGCUAAAAGGCAACAGGAGAGAGAAUUGAAGAGACAACAGGCUAUCCUACUAAAAGAACAGAAUGCCACAUCACGGGUGCAGCAAAAGUAUAUAACUGAGGAACGCGAAAGAAGACGGCAGCACACGACGUUCAUCCGCCAACUGGACUCUAGAAAGAGAUGGGAGGAUAAGGAGAGGAGAAAGCACCAGAACCUACUGGACAGACUGCUGGUCAAAGAAAAGAAGCUGCAGCAGAGACGGAAGGAGAUGGAGCUAUUGGCUGAAUUGAGACGGCCGCAAGAGGACUCAUCCCUCUCGGAUAAAAAACCUCUGCCGACCCUCGCGCGGAUCCCCGGCCUCAAGCUUCCGGGGCAGGCUUUCGCGGACAUACUUCAAGUGUACGAGUUCAUACACAACUUUGGGCAGACACUAGGAUUUGACGUAGACAACAUCCCGACUCUGAACACUUUCCAGCUGGCUUUAUUGCCGGACUGCUCGGUUGAUGCAGAAGAAGAACUAGUGCAGGUUUUGACCCAGCUACUGGUUUGUGCCAUUGAGGAUCCAGGCAUUCCACACCCGGGACGGCAUACUACAUUACUCGGUCAUGCUAUCCGUAUGGGUGACAUCACGCCUGCCAAUCUGAGUGAGGUGCUGCGGAUAUACCUGUACGCAAACGCUACUGGGGAGAUCAAGGCGCUCACUGGGCUAACCGCAGAGCGUGAGCGCGAGCGCCGCGUAGCAGACCACCAUCAAAGCGACGCAGAAAUGCAGCAUGCGUGCGCGCACUCUAAGAACGCGGCCUACUACGAGCAGUUACACGCCAACCAGACUUACAAGCUGUCCGAGGCCCUCCGUGACCAGCCAUUCUUAGCCCUGAACGCGACGACCAAGGCCAAGAUCCUAGCCUUUAUCUGCAACGAACUGUUACAAAACAAAGCAGUGUUGCGGCAAAUCGACCAGUCUUUGGAGAACUUGAACCAGCUGAAGAAGGAGCGGUAUUUGAUGGACAUGAAGAUCAGGAAAGUGCGAGUCCUCCACCAACGGAAGAUGCGCACAGAACAGACUGAGAAGCAGCAAGCGCUAGCUUUGGAGCGCAUGCAGAGACUUGUUGAAGAGAGCGCCGCUACACGCAGCACUUCGCCGCCGCCUACAGACGAAGAACAACCACCAUCAGAAAAAAGCACACCCAAGAAACCAGACUCGCCCCAUCCUGAAGACGAAAAACCACCUUCUCCAUACAAAGAGCCGGAGGAGAGUGACAAGGAACUCUCGCCCCUAAAGGACUUAUCAAAUAACAUGAAGAACAAAGAGAUUCUGAAUAACAAUAAGGAGGAAUGUUCCCCAGCAGAUAAUUCUAAGUUGGAUAAGGACAGCGUUAUGGGCGACUGUGAUGCGAUAUUGAGCGAUUUGGAGAGCGAAGGCACUCAACCGGAGGAGGACGAAGACAAGAACCUAUCUUCAGAGGAGCUAGCUCGCAAGUUAGAGAAACUGACGCGACAGUCCGAGCAACAGUUACAAUCUCUCGCGGCCGGCUCGCACGCGCUUCGUGCUACUUGCUAUGGCCAGGACAGGUACUGGCGCCGCUACUGGUCGCUCGGCAAGUGCGGCGGCGUGUUUGUGGAGGCGCUGGAGUCGGCGCAGCCUGAGACCAUGGCCUACCACCAGGCGCUGGAGGCCGCGCAGGCCCGCGCGCGCGCGCCCCCAGCCGCCCGGAGGAAGAAGAGAGGUCGAGAGAAAAAAGAGCCCGCGCCGUCCGACGCUGAACGCCUCGACUCAGAAACCGAGAUGCUGAAAGAAGAGGCUCUCAAGAGUGAGAUGGAACUCAAGAGCAUCAAGUCGGAGCUCAAUCUCAGCGACCACACCCAGAUCAUCAAGUACGAGCCGAAUGUCAAACAUGGCGCUUGUAAGGUCGAAGGUUCAUCGAUAAAAAUGGAAGAGAAAUACAUCCAGCAGAAACAGAACAACGAAGAAGAAGAUAUGCUCGACAUAGAAGAUUCCAUUCCCACCGCGUUCCUAGUCCAAAAACCAACUCACAAGCCCAUGUAUGCUGCCCAAGCGGAGCCGGUGGACAAACCGCAGGAAAUCGUCAAAGUUGAAAACCUGGUCAAGAAGGAAGAAACAGAACCGGAAGAACCGAAAGACCAACUCGUAAAUAACCUUGAAGAGCUCCGCAAGAUGGCCGAAGCAGUUUCGUCCCAACUAGACGCGGCUAAGAAAGCCGAAGCUGAAGUCAAAGACGAAAAAGAGCCAAUAGAAGUCAAAAAAGAAGUGAUGGAACCUGAUUCUGCGCACGGGCAUUUAUAUUCCCGAAUGUUAGAAGGCAAAUGGUUUUCUAUACUAAGGCAUGAGAGCUCAUUCUUGAACAACAUCAACGAGUCCGACAAAGCCGAUUUACCUACAUACUGCGACAAUGAGCAUACAUGUGCAGAAGUGGUGUUAUGCCAAGGUCACAAAUGGGAUGUAUCGAAUAAUCUUCAUUUAUUGAACGAUCCGAGCCUGUUCACUUUGAAUAGUAUGGUGACUAGUGUGCAAGUGCCCUCGAAUAAUGUCUACGCGGAUUCUAGUCUGACUAUGUCUGGUCUGGAUCAAGAUAUGAUGGACGCUAGUAUCAACAAAGAUGUGUCUAUGCAAGAGGAGGCAGAAGAAGAGAGUAAGGAACAGGACAACGACCUAGAAAAGGAGCUCCAAGCUGACGCCAUCAAACACGACCUGGCCACCCAAAAGGCCAAAGCUAACAGCCUCACCAGUCUAGGACUCCUCAACUUUAACGCCCUGUCAACUUAUGUCACCUGUGACAGUCCGCCGCCGCUGCAGAUGUCACCCGAUGAGUUGCAGCAGCUAGAAUGCUGCAAGAAGCAAGGACUACCGGCUAGGGUGAAAGGCAACUUUGUGCCUAAGGAGUUGAGACACGGCUGGUGGCGGAUCACAGAUCCGGACCAGCUCAAAGAGUUGAUGGAUGCUUUACACCCGCGAGGAGUAAGGGAGCGGGAGCUACACGCGGCUUUCGUUCAGCAUCUGCCCACUGUUAACAACAAGAUCUACAUAGACAAAGGCGACAUCCUGUCCACGGAACUGACGGUAUCGCACCUUGACCGAGUGAUCGCUCACGCGAGCGGCGCGCCCAGCCCCGACGCUGCCGGUUCAUACUCCGCUAGCGCCGCGCGACGCGUUGCUAUGCAGCUGUUAUUGGCGGUGGAACAACUAGAAGAGCGGGUCUGUGCAGCUUCCAUGCAGACCAAAGGUUGGCGCCCUUCACGAGUCUCUCCGCCUUCAGACGCCAGCGGCGCCGAACUAGUGGCGCGCGCUCGGCACCGUUUAGCAGCUGUUGAGGCACACAUAGAGCGCCGGUACCUUAAGCCGCCGCUGGUGCAAAGGUAUGCUAGUACAUCUGAGGCGGCAAUUGGCGCGGCUUUGCAAGGAGAACACGGCAAUGCUUCUGCGCCAUCGCCGCAGAACUCCGACAGUGCGAGCGAGACGAAAGAAACAAAAGGCAUCGCCCGAGGUUUAGCUACGUGGCGAGAAGCAGUAGCCCGCUGCAACACUUCAGCACAGCUGGCCAUGCUGCUGCAAGCGCUUGAAAGCGCUGUAGCCUGGGACAAGAGCAUUAUGAAGGCGAACUGCCAAUUCUGCCUGAGCGGCGACAACGAAGACCAGCUACUAUUGUGCGACGGCUGCGACAAGGGCUACCAUACCUACUGCUUCAAGCCUCGCAUGGACAAGAUUCCCGAGGGCGACUGGUAUUGCUGGGAGUGCGUGAACAAAGCGCGCGGUGAACGCGUGUGCAUCGUCUGCGGCGGUGCCUCUAGCGGACGCACCAUUCCCUGUGCACUAUGUUCAAGAGCGUACCACCAGGACUGCCACUACCCACCGCUGGGCAAGAACCCCCGCGGCAAAUGGUACUGUUCGCAGUGCAUAUCGCGCGCGCCGCCCAAGAAGCCGCGCAACACCAAGAAGCGCGACAGCAAGCAGCGCGACAACAACGCCUCCCUCGACCUCGACCAGGCCAUGGUGCCGAGCCCGGCGCCUUCCCACGCCUCGACAUCAACCACGGCAGAAGAAUGCUCGGCGAGCGCUCUGCACACGCCCGAGAAAGCGGAGUGCGCUGACAAGCUUGACGAGACGCUGGCUGAGCCCGAGAAUGGACUUAACCAUCACCCGGCGCCGCCGGACUUCGACGAAGGCCCGCCGGAAAAGCGGCGCGCGUUACAAUACGUCGGCGGCAACGGCGCCAUACAACACGACGAGUUGGAACAACAUAUCGACGCUGAAGACCAAGACACAGAAAACGUACCGCUAGUAUCGCGGGCGAAGAAAGAGAAGAACACCGCCAAAAAACUACACAAGGAUCUACAGUUCUGCAAGAGUCUCCUCUGCGACAUGGAGUGCCACGAGCACGCGUGGCCGUUCCUGAUCCCGGUCAACACCAAGCAGUUCCCGCAGUACAAGAAGGUCAUCAAGUGCCCCAUGGACCUCUCCACGAUUAAGAGGAAACUGCAGGAGGGCAGCUACAAAUGCAAGGAAGAAUUCGCGUCAGACGUCCGCCUAAUAUUCAGCAACUGCGAAGUUUUCAACGAAGACGACAGUCCGGUGGGCCGCGCGGGGCACAACAUGAGGCAGUUCUUUGAGCAGCGCUGGCAGUAGACAUGACAACCCUGCGCGAUAUGUGACGACCCUGCGUGUUAUGUGACAACCCUGCGCGAUAUGUGACUACCCUACGUGAUAUGUGACAACCCUGCGCGAUAUGUGACAACCCUACGUGACAUCUGAGUAACAACCCUGCGUGCCAUACCUAUGAGUGACAACCCUGCUUGACGCACACUUGAAGGCACAAUCUUUGGAUGGCUACACGCUAUUCUUGUAUAUGUGACAGCAACCUUAGAUAGCAACAAACGAUUAGCCUACCUACAGAAUAUAGCCUGGGCCACAUACAUCAAUAUAUCAUUCGAGCGACAGCAAAAUGAAGUCUUGCAACUAUGCAGAACCUAAAUAUAUGCGAAUACUCGGCUACACAGAUCGCGCUAGAGCGAAUCUUCGGGUUACCGCGAUGUGUGUGGCCCAGCUUAGUGGAGUUUAACAGAUUUUUGACUUUUGUCAAAGUUAAAGUAAGAUGGUGCAACCUAGCCUAAGUAAAUUAGCUUUCUGACACUGAACAAGUACUUUUUAUCUGGCUUUAUAAUGCUCUAGACAAAUAAAGGUUGCUGAUUACCGCCAGUAACCUAAGUAACUUUGUCUGCCAGAUAUCUCUCCUCGACGUUGUAGUUUAUCUGACAGAUAACUUCAUAAUAGGCUAUCAGGCUCUACAGCAAGUUGCCAGUAUAGCCAGUGACUCUCCAUUAUGAUGGCAUUAGAGAAACACUAAAAAAAGUGUCAACUCUUACGCUCAGGCCCCAAAGUUGAUUUUAUACUAUGACAAAAGUGUCUUGAUACUUUAAUAGAUAUUGACACAGUUGGUCUGAGCCAACAUAGAACAAUUUUGUGAUUUAAAAAAAUAAUACUACCAGUCAACGUCAAAUAGUUAGUAACACUGAAAGUAACCAAAAAGUUCGACGUCUUUGUUACAAUUGGAAUAAGGUUGUCAACUUUUUGGCCACUUUGGUUGUCACGAACUUUGACGCUGGCUGUACUAUUUGACCAACGGAUGCGACUCUUACUAAUUUUAAAUUAUGACUCCCAAUAAAUGCGCUGGACGCAUAAUUAUUGAACGCAACAUUAUUAUUUUUUUGAAAAUUUUCGCAUGAAACUAAGAACUUUUAGAUUUUUUAACAAUUGACUAAGCUAUUUCACAGACAGAAAUUAAAGUGACUAAUAAUACUAAUACUUAUUAGAAAUUUGAUUUCCUACUAAAUAUUGGUUACUUAACUGCAUUUAAGUCUUACUUAUUACUUAAUCAUAAUAUUAUAAAACGAAAAUGAUGUUUUUUGUUUAAAAUGCUAGCCAAUAAGUAAAUAUUCUUGAAAAUCUACUUCUAAAUAGAUGAUUUGAAAAUACCUGUCCCAGCUUCUAAUUUAUUAACCAACAAAAAGGAGGUUCUCAAUUCGACUAUGUUUUUUCUAUAAUAACGACAAUACAUAAUUAUUAUGAAAUAGAAAUAUCGCUUAUGCCAUUUUGAAAUAGCUAGCUCUAAAAUCGAUUUUCAAUAAAAUACAGUCAACUUCAUAAAAAUCUUCAGACUACAAAUUUCAACCAAUAAAAACUACAACACAUUCAUUCCAAAACACGACGUUUGAUUGAAAAAAAAAAUACAAAAAUGUCCACGACAACAUUCCAUGCCAAAUUGUAACCGGUCUGUAAGGCCGUCGUCAAAUACGAAAAAAUUUAUAAAUAAGAAUCUCACUGAGUGUAAAAAAAUCCGAAAAGUGAUUUUGUAAUAAAAUCUAGAGCAACGCACAUUAUCGUUGUCUGUAUUUAAUAAUGUAGACUGUACAUAGGUAGUCCUAAUGCUGACGUUUAGAUUAAAAAGUAUUAGUACUAUUUUUAAGCAUAGAACAUAGUUAUUGAAUGUCGUUUCGAAUAUUAUUUUUGUAAUGAUUUGCGCGUAGCAACGAAGCAGUAUUUUUAAAUAAAUUUAUUAAGAGUGGGUGAAAGAAUUGAGUUGAAAUUGAUUUUUUAAUCGGAUAUAUUAUGUGGCCAGUCGUAGAGUUGAAAUUGUUUGUAUAUGUUUAUGGGUGUGUAUAAAAUAUAGUUAUUUCGAAAUCUUUGUAGGUUGGAAUUAAUAUUAGAGUAUGUAUAGGGAACUAUAAGCGUAGAUGACCCUGUAAUUGGGUGUUAGCGUAUUACUAUUGCACGGUAACAGUUCUCUCUACUGUGGCUGAUUUACGUUUCAAUUCUAUCUGGGAGACAUUUUUGACUCACAAAGGUAUUUAUUUACAAGAAGGUCUAAAUCACGCGUGUUUGAAUUGAUUUGAAUUUGAAAAUUGGUGUGGUGUGCCAAAAAUGUCCCCGUCUCUAUGUAUUAACUGUAAAACAUAAUGUUAUACUGAUUUUACUGACAAAAAUACUAUAGUCUUCUUCUUCUUUUACUUAUUUAUUUUCUUACUCUUCCAAAUAGACAAAAUAGUCACUUUGUAUCGUGGCUGACUGUACUUUCAAAGUUUUUGUCAGUAAAAUGUAUCUUAGCGGUGUCGAUAUGUCGAUAGAAAGUCGAUAUGUCGACUUGUAAAUUACGAGUAUA